AUGGCAGAGCAAGUUGGUCACAAGUUCGCCUGGGUAAUCAAAGAAUUUUCCUCUUUGCGUGAGAAGUUUUAUUCUCCUACAGUCCAGAUUGGUGAUUGCAAAUGGCGUCUAUCUGUCUAUCCCAAGGGAAUACCUGUUAGUGACCACUUAUCUCUGUUUCUGGAAUUUGCUGAUGUUAAAUCAUUGCCUUUUGGAUGGAGAAGAUUGAUAAAAUUUCGGUUAACAAUAGCAAAACAAGUUUCGGAAGGACCCUCAGUACUCAAAAAAUCACAUCGCUGGUUUGAUCAAAAGAAACCCCUGUGGGGGUUUCCAACUAUGAUUCCUUUAGCCAAAAUCCAUGACAAAAAUGAAGGGUUCCUUGUAAACGACGAACUCAUUAUAGUUGCCGAGGUAGAUGUUCUUCAGGUUGUUGGCUCCUCGGAGAAACCUGAAGAGACAAAUCCUCCGAGCCAGGUAGAAUCUGUGAGCUCGAUCCAAGACAGUGUAGUAGAAUUUCGUGCAAGGAACCAAUAUCUGAAGACUGCAUGCACGAAUGUCUUGCUCAGUUUUACUCAGACUUUGUGCCAAACACCUCAGGAGCUUUCCCUUGAUGAUAUGGUCGAAGCAGAGAAAGUACUGGCUUACAUGAAAGAUACUGGCUUGGAGGUGGAGUGGUUGGUGAAGAAGCUUAAUGAAGUGAAGGAAAAGAAGAAGAGCAGUCUGGUUAAGUAA
Messenger RNA from Raphanus sativus (radish), 711 nucleotides. Its product is annotated as MATH domain and coiled-coil domain-containing protein At3g58410-like. Lineage: Eukaryota; Viridiplantae; Streptophyta; Magnoliopsida; Brassicales; Brassicaceae. Gene Ontology annotation, molecular function: protein binding. The record is from RefSeq and is a predicted model, not a curated record. The coding region runs from base 1 to 711 and encodes 236 amino acids. The transcript is spliced from 4 exons.